Messenger RNA from Leptosomus discolor (cuckoo roller), 1071 nucleotides. It is a transcript of the gene PLCXD1, whose product is annotated as phosphatidylinositol specific phospholipase C X domain containing 1. NCBI's taxonomy places the organism in Eukaryota, Metazoa, Chordata, Aves, Leptosomiformes, Leptosomidae. Gene Ontology annotation, biological process: lipid metabolic process. Gene Ontology annotation, molecular function: phosphoric diester hydrolase activity. The record is from RefSeq and is a predicted model, not a curated record.
UAUGAAGGCAUAGAGCAGACACUCAUGGAAGGCCCUUUGCAAACCUCCAUUCAUAUGUGCCAUGAAAAUGGUCAAUGGAUGUCACGAUUACCAGAGAAGCUCUGGGAUAUUCCACUCUAUAACUUAGCUCUUCCAGGGAGUCACGACACUAUGACGUACUGCUUGGAUAAAAACUCUGCUGUUAGUGGCAAUGAGUCCAAGCUGGUGAAGUUUUUAAACAAAUGUAUGCCCUGCAUUGUGCACCCCAUUAUCAUGAAGUGGUCUACAACACAGGUACUGACUGUGACGGAGCAACUUGAGGCCGGAGUUAGAUAUCUGGAUUUCAGGAUUGCCCACAAGGCUAACGAUCCGUCUAUGAAUUUGUACUUCGUGCAUAUGGUUUACACAACCGUUACUGUAAAGGAUAUUCUGUGGGAAGUGUCAAGGUGGUUGGAAACUCAUCCUAAGGAAGUUGUUAUCUUAGCCUGCAGGAAUUUUGAUGGAUUAACCAAGAAACUUCAUUGUUUUCUUAUUGCCUGUAUAAAAGAGAUUUUCCAGUGUAAACUGUGUCCCAGAAAUGUGGUGCCAACACUGAGGACCAUGUGGCAGCGUGGCCAUCAGGUUAUAGUCUCAUAUGAGGAGGACGUGGAAGCGGAGGAGCACUGUGAGCUGUGGCCUGCGAUCCCGUACUGGUGGGGAAACAAAACUGCCACUUGUGCUCUUAUCCAGUAUUUAGAGCACAUGAAGCGGAUGGGCCGGCCAGAAAAAUUCUUUGUAGCGGGGAUUAACCUUACUGAAAAUUUAAGCUAUAUUCUCACACACCCAUUUGGAUCACUGAAGAAAAUGACACUCCAGAGUCUUCCAUGCUUGAAAAUCUGGAUAAAGCAGCAGCAUCCAGGACCAAAAAAGGAAUGUAUUAACAUAAUUGCUGGAGACUUUAUAGGAAAUGAUGAUUUUGUCAAAGAUGUGAUAGAACUUAACAGAAAAAUUAAUCCUCCAUUACACUGUCAGAGUAAAGGGGCUGCAACAAAUAGCAUUUCAUUCUCAGUUUCUUAUUCUGUGACAAGCUGUAAAGGCUUUGUCUGCAUUUAA